Molecule: messenger RNA, 2525 nt
Organism: Spirodela intermedia
Lineage: Eukaryota; Viridiplantae; Streptophyta; Magnoliopsida; Alismatales; Araceae
Source: the annotation of a GenBank genome assembly
AUGACACGGGUAGAGGGUGCUAGAGAUCCUUCAGCACUGAUCCAAGAGCUCGCAGAGAAUGAUAUACAGACAUUUGACAAACCUAGUCGAGAUGAUCCGUUUGGGGACCUGAAAAAUAGGUUUUCACGUUUCAAAAAGCAAAUCUGUUUGUAUGUAGACAGUAACCUUAUGCUAAAUUUAAUUGAUGGAAAUGUUUUUCUUAAAUUCAUUGACAGUUGCAUAAUUCCUUAUGAGCAGGGACAAUCCAGUUCUGUACAACAACCUUGCUCAGGCUCAGACACCUAAGGUAUCCUUUUCAUCUUCACGAUUUGCGAUCAUUCCAGGGAGAUUUGCUCACUCUAGCAAGUGUGAAUAAAAAAUUUAACGUGUGUGAUGGAUAUUGAAAUUUGUUGUGGGCGAAAAUCUACUGGCUGUCAUUUUGUUCAGUUAAGUUUAUCAGAUAUUAGAAAUGAAUGAGGUGAAGAUUGGUUCUUUAACACAUCGUUGAAACUAACCCAGACUCCCCUGUGUGUCACAAAUAUUUUCCUUUUUUAUUAUCGUUUUUAAAUUUUUUAUUUCAUUUUCUAUUUUCGUUUUCGUUCUUGGCCAGUCUUCUUCCGGCUGUUCCAACAGUUCUCAUAGUCUUCCAAUGUGGAGUAGAGAGCAAAAUGAUGACAAACGUAUUGUAUCCACUUGUCCUGUUGCAUGGUGACUCGUGCCCCCUACUUUUGUCCAUGUUACACGACUUAUUUUUAGUUACCUACUUCUUAUAACUACAGAUUUAAAGAUAUUGCAUGAAUUCUUAUGUUUACUUGUUUCUGUAAAAACUCAAGAGAUUUCUUACGUGCUGCUAGCUUCAACGCAGUUCAUGGUAAUUGCAUGCGCAGACUCCAGGGUCUGCCCUUCUACUGUUCUGGGGUUUCAACCAGGAGAAGCCUUCACAGUUAGGAACGUGGCAAAUAUAGUUCCCCCAUUUGAGGUAAUCUUUCUAAACAAAUAAUAUCUAUCUUGGCGCAUGAUGGCAAGGAAAACUCCAUUGUUCCACUUCAUUUAGAUUUUUAGUUAACAUAUUCUCUCUUUCUGACAGCAUGGACCAUCAGAAACCAAUGCAGCUCUUGAAUUUGCCGUAAAUUCUCUGGAGGCAAGUGAUUGCUGGAUAUACUAAACCUUGUGAGGAAAAUGUGCAUGCACUUCUUAUCAUUAACAUGAAAAUGUUGACUCUCUUGGAUAGGUUGGAAACAUACUAGUAGUUGGACACAGUCGAUGUGGUGGCAUUCGUGCGCUUAUGAGUGCAGAGGAGGAUGCCGAUGUUGGGUACUCUUCACAUUGACUUCCUUCUCCAUUCCCCUCUUUACCAAUAUGACACUUAUCAUGAGAAGAGACAACAAACUUCUGUUAGGAUAGUAGAAACAACUAAAAUUGUAAUUCCUUAUUGUGAGAACAGUGUCAUUUAAACUAAUUUUCAAAUUUUUAGAAUCGUCAUCAAAUAAUGACUUUUGAUAAAUUUACUCUGACCUCAUUUAAUUUAUCCUGACAGCCCUUUGAUCUCAUCUGGAUCUGAUAAAGGCUUCACAAGUAAGUGGGUUUCUGUUGCAAAGAGUGCUAGGCUAAGGGCAAAGGCAGCUGCAGGCAAUCAGUGCUUUGAUAUGCAGUGCGAACACUGUGAGAAGGUAAACUCUAAUGCUGAAUCCAACAUGUAUCUAUCAUUAUCACCAAAGUUUCGAAUCCCUUCCUCCAAGCUUCCCUAUUCUCCAUAAGCAGUCAUAUUUCAUCCAGAUUUGCAAUAUUUUCUUUUCAAGUGGAACCCACAUAUUGCUGCUCUCGUCAUUUGAUGGAGAAGGUUGGAGUGUGUUUUUCACAUUGCAAACAAGCGUCAUAUUCCUUUCUUGUGGUGUGUUCUUCAGUUUCCUUGUGGAGGAGAGAAUAUGCCCUGAAAGGAGCAAAAUGAAGGUGGACUGGUCCCCUGUCACACUCAUGUCCUACCCUGCCAGCCUAAUUCCUAGACAUGAUUCCCAAGUGGAGCAAGGUGCUAGUUGUAGGAGGUGUUGAAGGGCUGGGCUUGGGGACCACAGGGUUUGAUAUCCUGUGGUGUGGGCUCCAGGGAAGAAAGAUAGGGGGCGGUGGGUAGUUAGUGGUUGCAGGUUUUCUAGGAAAAGAAGAGAGUAGCCUUGGUCAGAAUGUUACUAAAAAGCUCUACAUUUUCUUACCGAGAUCAUGCUGAUUUCUUGUGCAGUGUCCUGCUUAAUAGUGUCCUGCUUGGAAUUAUCAUUUCGUAGCAGUAGCCAGGAGUCCACUGUAGGGGAUCCUCUUGAGUUUCAAUCUGACCAUCUGCCUGUCUGAUGCUGCAGGAAUCAAUCAAUGGAUCACUGCAGAACCUGCUGUCCUAUCCAUGGAUCAAACAAAGAGUGGUCGAGGGUAAGCUCGCCAUCCAUGGUGGGUACUACGACUUCGUCAACUGCACCUUCGAGAAAUGGACGCUUGUAUACAGGGAGAACGAGGAGGACGCCUUCAAGUAUGGGAUAAAGGAUCAGGCCUUUUGGUCAUGA